AUGGCAGCAUUAGAUAUGUUCUUAUUAAAGCCGGUAGAGGGAGAGAAAGAAACGAGUUUGUGGCACCAAGGCCAAACCGUCCAAGAGCCAAAAGAACAAGUUCCUACUGCCUACAUUGCAGUAGCACGUGUCCGCCGGGGCCUCAAUGCAGGCCCACCCGGCGAGGUCAAUAACCGGGUCAGCUUCGGAGACGAACCUUCUGGUUUACUUGGACUCAAAGACCAUAGGCUUCCAGGGGGUCUGAGGGUGGAAUCGAGAAUGCCUGAAGAGAAGAGAUGGAAGUAGGAUAUAGCACGACAAGACAGAGCAGGGGAGAAACGAGUCAUCGGCCGGGCCACUGUGGAGGUUCCCAUCGGCAGUUUCACCUGAUAACGGUCUUCCAACCAGCCCCGAAAUGUCCCGAGCACUCUCACUCUUCCAGCCUUUUAUUAUUGCCGUUUUGGUCUGUUAAUAGAAAUUAAAGAGUCAAAUUUACAGAAGAAUUUGCCCUUGUUUAAUCGUUAAAUAUGAGAGAUGAAGAAAAAGGAAUUUUUUUUUUUUAAUAAAUUAAAACAGACAAAUAUCAUAAUAAAUAAAUAAGACUGGAUAAAUGUUUUUUUCAUUGAUAUUUAAAACUGUAUUAUAAAAAAAAAUACAACUAGUAAAUGUGCACACAAUAAUAAUACAAUCACAUGAAAACGCUUGUUGAGAAACUACCCAUUGGUAGCACUCUAAUAAUAUAUUUAUAAGGAUGAAUGUUAUUUAUUUUAUUUUAUUUUUUUUCUUAUUUAUUUAUUUUUUUAAUUUGCGUUGUAUCAUAUUUUAUUUCAUCUGUUUUACUAAGCUUUCUUUUCUUAUUUUUGUUGUAAUUUCUAUUAUUUUUGUAAUUGUAUAUAUUGUAUGAAUGAGUUUCUCACAUCGCAAAUACUCAAUGCCCUUGAUUGAGGCAAAAUGUAUUUUUUUCUCAAAAAAAAAAAAAAAUAUAUUUACAUAAGUAGAUCAUAGAAUGUUUCGGGGUUACUUUUCAAUCAUUUUAAAAAAAGAUUUACUACACAUUAAAUCAUCAACUCAUUCAUUACACUAAAAAUAUACAAGACUAUAUUUAAGAAAACGCCGAAAGAAAAGCCAUAUAAUUUCACUAUUUUUUAUGUAUUAUUUUAUUUUUAAUAUUUGUACUAAAACAAAUCUGCUUUCAAAUAAAAAUUUUGUUUGCUUGCAUUUUUAUCUUUCAGUAAAUUCAUUCUCUUGAUCCUUCAAUUAUUUUUCCCUAUAAAUAUAUUUCAUAAAACUUGAAUAAAUUAAGUUAAAGAUGUGCAAUAAAAUAUAUUUAUCAUAUAAACAUAAUUAUUUGUAUUAUCAAUAAUAGAUCAAAUAUGGGAUAGAAAUAACACUCGACUAUUCAAAGCUGCAUAUACUUAUUGGGUCUACACCUAUAGAUAUUACCAAUGUAAUUAAAUUAUAUUUAGUUGACCUUUUACCACAAAUUAUAUCAAUUACACGAACAACUUUGGAUAGAGUAGGAAUCAACUUCAAUCAAUAAUUUGGGAUAAUUAAUAUACAUUAAAAAAACAUUCUUAAUGGCAUCUAGCUACGAAUUAAUUAUAUAUAUGAGAGUCUCUAAUAUAAAGUAGUAUCUGCAUGUUAAAAAAAAAAUAGGAAAAUGAGUCAACAUGAAUAUUUCUCAACCUUUACAUCCAAUUUGAGAAAAAGUAUAUUUAUUAGAAAAUUAUAUGAAUUUUUUAUAUGACGAAGAUGUUUAUUUCAAAGGUCAAGAGACACAAAAACCUUGAAGUAAAUAAUUAAUAUAAAUAAAACAUUAGAACUGCAGGCCAUAAAGGUCUUCGAAUUCAGUACUUCGUACCUUGUACUUCGUGAAAGUACUAUUUAUAGAUCAACAUUUAUACAAGAAAUCGAUGCGUUCAGCAUCAACGUUCGACCUACAGGUUUGUAUCAAAUCAUUGGCGGAUUGAGAGAUAGUACGUGUGUCUUCCCGAAAAAUUAAUAAAAUUUUAAGUUUUUGAAUAAUUAUGUAAUCUUCAAUAUAUAAAAUCCUUCAAUAAUAUACAUCUUUCAAAUAUUUAUCCUAAACAAAUCAAGAUUUGUUUCGAAAUGGAAUAAGUAUUUUUUUAAAAUAUAUUUCGAAACUUUACUAACACUUUUUAACUAACACUUAGUUGUUUAUCGUAUCCAAAACUUUUUGACACUUCUUUCGGCCUGGCCAGCCUCCCUCUCGAAGACUUCUGCCAGGUUUCCGUACCUUCCUCUACAUCCUGCAACCAUUCCUCUUUUCCGCCUUUCUAUCUUUUGUAUAGAGACUUACCUACUUGUUCCAUAACAUAGAAUUUAGUGUCCUAAUUAUCCUCCUUCCUCUUGUGAUUUUUCCAUGAUGUCCUUGGAGGAGCUUCCAUCCUCAGUUAUCCAUCUACCUGGAUAUUUAAAUUCAUGGACUUUUUUUCUAAUUCCAAGUGCCAUAUACUUCGUUAUUUCUUUAUUCAUCUCUUGCUCUAUAUUCCUCCAAGACCUUCCUUAGCAUAUAACAUCUUCAUCGUCAUUCGCUAUUCCUAUUCGGUCUUCGGCAAAUUGUAGGAUAUAAGAGUAUUGUAGGAUAUCAUCUACCAGUAUUCCCAUCUCCAUGCAAUCCUUCUUCCAUACUUUUAGAACCUGAUAUUUUGAAACUCAUUCCCUUAAAAUGGAAACACGAAAUUCACACGCAUGCAAGCACGGAGAAAUAAUUUGAUAAACGUCAUUAAACUGUUUCUUUUUUUUGUUGUUUAUUCGUGAAAGUUCUUGACCAUAAUCAUUUUAAUUUUUAAACUAAUAAUUAAUAUGUUCGUAAUUAGAUUUUAAUUUUCUUAAUUUAAAUAAUUUGUGUUAAAAAACAGUUCUUAGAAAGGUCAAUCGAAUAUUUUCCCAUGAUUC
Nezara viridula (southern green stink bug) is the source of this 2898-nucleotide messenger RNA. Lineage: Eukaryota; Metazoa; Arthropoda; Insecta; Hemiptera; Pentatomidae. The record is from the annotation of a GenBank genome assembly.